Messenger RNA from Nerophis lumbriciformis (worm pipefish), 1575 nucleotides. NCBI's taxonomy places the organism in Eukaryota, Metazoa, Chordata, Actinopteri, Syngnathiformes, Syngnathidae. The record is from RefSeq and is a predicted model, not a curated record.
AUGACCUAUCAACAAGGAUGCAACAUGGUCUGGAAGACCAUGGAUUGGAUAGACACAGCCACUGAUGAGUUUGUCUCUUUGUCUGGAUUCAGUCAGACACUGCGUCACCUCCUGCAUACAGACACACAGACACUCACAGAUAACAUCAUAGUGGCAAAGACGAGGGAGGGGCCAUUCCACACUUCUGGCAUCACAGGAUUUCAGCAUACAAUUAAUAUGGACGGAAGGGACGAGUUCACCGAAGACAGUGAGUGUUGCAGCAACAACUCGCAGGAAGUCCUCGGACAGGAGAGCAUCUCAGAAGACAGUGAAAGCGACCCGGACUCUUCGUCCAACACCUCGGCCGACGACCACAUGACUGCCAAGAGGGCUCCGUGCCGCCUGCAAGGAGCGGGAGUCAAAGAGGAGAACGAGGACGGCUCUGAUCACAGCAACAACUUUGUGUGUCCUCUGUGCACGCUGGACUUCAGCAGUCCAGAGAAGCUCAUUUCCCAUGUCUACCAGCACACAAGUCUAAUGAACAACGCCAAAAGCUACGUGUGUCCCGUAUGUGGACGAGCACUGAGUUCGCCGGGCUCGCUCGGACGUCAUCUUCUCAUCCACUCGGAGGACCGUCUGUCCAACUGUGCCGUGUGCGGGGCACACUUCACUGACACAGACAACUUCAACAGGGACAAGCUCAAGGAAGUCCUGGACACGACCAAGCUGGACGUCUCUGGUGGAGGUGACACUUGUCCCCUAACCCACUCGCUUUCCAGUACUCCCAUGGCCAGUCCAGGAGCGGACCCUCAUUCCUUAUCCGGGCCCAGUUCCUGUCAGGGCCCUCAAUCAUGUCAAGUCCACGAUCCCAGCGGGAGUCUUUGUCAAUCCCAUCGAACGUGUCACAUCUCCGGCCCAUGUCAAGGGGCCUCCGGUCAAGGACCCUCGUUUCCCUCACUGCCCGACAGUCUGCUUUCCGAAGGGCCCUCGCUGGCAUCCAUUCCCGAUGCACUCACCUCGUCCUCCUCAGGUCUUCCUCCCAUCCCGGACAUCCUGAGCCCGACGCCCGUGUACCCUGCCGGCGUGCUCCUGGUGUGCAACAGCUGUGUAGCCUACCAGCAGCUGGUGGAAUCGCAGUCCCCCACUCGCAAAUGGGCCCUGCGCCGCAAAAACGAGCCCCUGGAGUCGCGCCUGCACCGGCUGGAGCGCGAGCGUACAGCCAAGAAGAACAAGCGCGCGUGCGAGACGGACGAGGAACGCGAGUUGCGCCGUCUGCGUGACCGCGAGGCCAAGCGCAUGCAGAGGAUGCAGGAGUCUGAGGAGCAGCGGGCACGGCGCCUACAGCGGGACCGUGACGCCAUGCGCCUCAAGAGGGCCAACGAGCCGCCCGAAAAGAGGCAGGCGCGGCUCGUCCGCGAGCGCGAGGCCAAAAGGAUCAAGCGCCGGCUGGAGAAGAUCGACCCCGCACUGAGGACGCAGAUUGAACACGACCCCGCCGCCAUGGCUGCGCUCACGGCCGACAUGAGCCUCUUUCAGUUCCCCUGCCCUGUGCCCGUCCCCUCCAUGGGAAAUGGACUUUUCAUGAAGAUGCCCUAA